CGUAAUUACAGCCGUGUUGGCUCAAGUUGCAGCCGCAGCAGAUCAGCUUUGCAGCCCCGGCUGGCGGGGCCGCAGCCCCGGCGGAGGGCGCGGUCGCCCUUGCAUGGCCCCAGGGCUGGUUGGUGUCAGGAGGCCACGCCGACAAGCUGCUGGUGCUCGGCAUGUCCUGCGAAAGCCUCGACUCGCUAGAUCGGUCUGAUCGAAGUUCCCACCAGUCGCCAUGGGGGUCGAAAGCAAGCUCUGGCACGUCGCCUCUGGCAAGGAAUUGCGACAUCCGUUCGGAGAGCCACCGCUCGCGCUCCAGCCGCAACAGCCUUCCGUUCGGCUGCUUGUCGGACUACUCCAUGGUGGACUCGGACAUCUCGCCGCGGAUGCUCACCUCCAUGGGCACGUCGCCCAUGGGCGGCUCCUCCGCGCCCUCGUUCUUCCCCGACGCCCGGCGGCGGUCCAGGGGCACGUCGCCCAUGGGCGGCUCCUCCGCGCCCUCCUUUUUCCCCGACGCUCGGCGGCGGUCCCCGGGCACCUCGCCCAUGGGCGGCUCCUCCACGCCUUCGUUCUUCCCCGACGCCCGGCGGCGGUCUCCGGGCACGUCGCCCAUGGGCGGCUCCACUGCACCCUCGUUCUUCCCCGACGCUCGGCGGCGGUCCCCGGGCACGUCGCCCAUGGGCGGCUCCUCCGCGCCCUCGUUCUUCCCCGACGCCCGGCGGCGGUCCCCGGGCACGUCGCCCAUGGGCGGCUCCUCCUCUGCACCCUCGUUCUUCCCAGGGGCGCUGCGCCGAUCUGGCGGCGGCUCCAAGAGUCCCACUGCGGGCUCGGGGACUUCUACCGCGGGUUUCUCCCUGGAGGCCCACGACGGCCCGUUGUUCCGCAGCCUGCCGCCAGAGUUGGUCAAGGAGGUUAUUUCCCUGCCCGACGGCGAGAACGAGAGCGGCGAGGAGGCAGUCGGUCACGGCGGCUCGAAGAACAGCUGGGCCACCCCAGAUAGCCGGAACAGCCAGAUCGGGUCGAGCUACGACGUGACCAAAUUUGUCACCAUGGCCACGAGCCAAGGCGACUCUCGUCAAAAUAUUGGAAGGGACGUCAGCCGGGCACACAUGCAGAAGUUCGCGCUCUGCCGUCGUGAGGCGUGCGCCUGGGUUCGCAGGGGCGAAGUGCUCGUGAAGCAUCCAUUGAGACGAACUGACGGAGGUCACUUCAGCACGCUGAAGGAGAUGCGCCGGAAGCCCCACGUGCUCCUGUCCAGGCGGAAAAAGUAUACCUUCGUGGUUUUAGACAGGCACAAGACCGCGAGCGGCCACCCCGAGCUGAGGUGGGGCCGAGACCUGGGGCGCGCGGUGUCGAUGCAGGCAAAAGGGUGCCUGGUGCUCUCCGAAGUUCACUAUGUGGCGGCUACUGUGCUGCACGAUGAAGCGGAGGUCUCGGAGAAGCUGCUGAAUGAGUUCCAGAUAGUCGGCUCCAACUACUCGAUGAAGAUCGUGGCGCCGUCGCGGGAGUCCAUGAAGUUGUGGGUCGUUGGGUUGCUGCAGUUGUCGCAGCUCGCGAGGAAGAGAAACUUGAAGUUCAAGCGGACAACUGUGGACGACGUGCUGUGGAACUCAAUCGUCCGCGAAUUCCAAAGAUUAGACAAGGACGGAUCUGGAGACAUUUCGACUGAGGAGCUCGCAGAUCUGAUCCCGUCAGCCAGCGGCAACUCGAGCGCAGUCAGCGAGAUGCUGUCCAAGUUUGACGUAGACGGCAACGGCACCCUCCAGUUGCAAGAAUUCGCACGGCUCUUCCAAGCUUUGUCAGUGAAGGACGUGCUGUCCCCUUGGUUCCUGAAGUAUGCGUGCCAUGUGACGACAGACCUUGGCUUGCAGACAAAGGGAAUCAGCGAGGCCUCCUUCCUGGAGUUCCUGGAGCGCGAGCAGUGCGAGACUGGCGCCGCAGGCGUAGUCUUUGCGGACCUGCAGUCCCCGCACGUCGUGUCCGUGGGAGGAAGGCUCCACCUGACCGAGCUGGGCCUCUCGUUCUUGCUCUGCUCCGCGAAGAAUCCAGCCUUCGACCCCGCCCGUGGGCAGAAGGUGCACCAGGACAUGACCCAACCGAUCUCGCACUACUGGAUAUCGUCUUCGCACAACACAUAUUUGGAGAGGGACCAACUCUUCGGCACAAGCGCCCUGGAGCAGUACCAGGACGUGUUGCUCAGGGGUUGUCGCUGCGUGGAGAUCGACUGCUGGGAUGGCGACGAUGGCGAGCCUAUCGUGACGCACGGAUACACUGCCACCUCGCGCCUGAUGUUCCAGGACGUCGUGCGGGUGUGCAGGGACUACGGCUUCGUGGCGUCCCCGUAUCCCCUGAUCCUCAGCCUGGAGGUGCAUUGCGGGCCGAAGCAGUUGGCGCGCAUGGGGCGCAUCCUGAACGAGAUCCUUGGCGACAGGUUGUUGAGACUGCCCGAGGGUGGCUUGUCCACCGCGGAGCUGGUCUCGCCCGCCGCUGCGAUGCGAAGGGUGAUCGUCAAGGGCAAGGUGCCACACGAGCUCAUCCUGGCGAACAGCGAGUUUGCAGAGGCGACCCAGCUGACCUCGGCCUCCUCGUCCUUCGCCAAGGGCAGGAGCCAGAGCAGCGUCAUAAGCAACAGCAGCCAGCUGGAGCCAUACUCCUGCGACAGCCUGCCCUCGACCCCCUCGAGACGGCGGCGCGUGCUCGAAUCGCUAAAACAGUGCCUCCAUAUGUUGUCUCAGAUGCAUGGGAGACCGACGAAUAAGUUCCACCAUGAUUUCCAAUUGCCCGUCGAGUGCCACGAGGCAAACGAGCCGACUUCCCUGGGCGAGCGGCGGCGAGUCAAUUUUGGGGCCACGGAGGAUGCGCCAGCUGCCGAGGCGCUCCGACCCCCAGCGCUCGACCUGGACGACUCGCCGCUGGAGAGUCCUCCGGUGAGCUCGCCGCCGAGUCCUUCGUGGCACGGCGAGGCGUCGCAGGGCGAGUUCUCGUUCGACGUGUACAGCGCGCAGGAGCGCCCCUCGCAACGCUCAGGUAGCAAUUCGCUGGCAGCGACGCGGGCAGCGAAGCCUGCCAGCUCUGCGAGGAGUCUGCUGCGCCGCCUGGCGCGCGGCAAGGACGGCGUCGACGCCUUCGACAUCGAAGGCGUCCAGGAGUACGCUCGGACGCUGUACCUGGUGGCGCGGAAGCCGCCGCGCGGCGGGCUGUGGUCUUCGCUGGCGGAGGAGGAGCCGCGCAAGGAUCACGAGCUGGUCCUGUUCCCCUGCAACAUUAUGUCCCUCAACGAGAAGAAGGCGGAGAAGCUGCUGGUGACGAACUUGAACCGCUCGCGGGAGCACCACCAGAACAACCUUUCGCGGGUCUACCCGAUGGCCACCCGCACCAGCAGCUCCAACCCCGACCCCGUGCCCUUCUGGCUUGCGGGCGUGCAGAUGGUCGCCCUCAAUUACCAGAGCAUGGAUCUGCCCGUGCUGAUCAACGAUGGGCUGUUCAGGAACGAGAACGGCGGUGCGGGCUACAUCCUGAAGCCCGACCUGCCGCCCCCGCCCCUUCAAAAGGGAGGCUGCGUGCUGGACGUGGGGGUGCUCUGCGGCCAGUACUUGCCUAAGCCAGGGGCAGACAGAGGCGGGGACAAAGGCAACAAGACCACCAAUCCCAUGGUCCGGGUCAGCAUUUCCGGCCUCGACGAGGACCGGAAGAAAUUUGUGACCUCGCAGGUGUUUGAGAAUGGCUUCAACCCGCGGUGGGAGGAGACCGUUUCCUUCGAGCUGUUACACCCGACGCUUUCUAUAUUAAUUUUCGAGGUCGUGCACACUCGGAACCCGGCGGCCCAUUCGCCGUCGCAGUUCGGCUGCCUCGGCGGGAAGAAGUCCACUCGGCGGCGUAAGCCGCGCUCCUGGCAGAACGUUUUCGUGGGAGCUGGAAGGAGGUGCCGGUCGUUGAGCAGGAGUUCGCAGAGGCAGGGCCGCAGCGCCACCGUCGCCACUGCGUGCAGCCGCAGAAGGGCCGAAGAGGUGGUUGCAGCGGCGGCCGUGCCCGUGUCCGGCCUCCGCGAGGGGCUCCGUUGGGUCCAGCUGCUGGACACCAGGUUUCACCCAGUCGAGCGCUCGGGGCUGCUGCUGGACAUCAGGCUCAGCGGCGCCUGGGCAUCGGAACGCCGCUCCGUUUCUACAUCUGCGGCGCCCACGACAUCAUUAAUAGCAGUACCCACUAGGGCGCCCCCUGCUGGGUCGUCCUCGGCGCUGCAGCGGCGCUGCAUCUCUCUUGGCGCGUCUCCUCUUCCGCAGAAGGAGAGGAUCGUCACCCCCUGUGUGUCUCUCGCGAGGGAGAUGGUCGUCGCCGUCUGACCGCGCGCUGACGAAAUUUUCACCCUUCUGUUCCUAGCCCCGUUCGUUGCCUCCGCUGGACCAUUACCAGAUCUGGGUGGCAACGUUUUUUGUUCGGGGUGUCGUAUAUGCUCCAGGUGGUGCCGCCCCAAGCGAGCGAUGCGUCAACUCAACUACUGUGCUGACUCCUACCGAGUCCUGUAGGGAGACUCCCGUCCGAACCACACAGUGGCGAGCAGGAGGAUGAGGAGGUGGUAGGGAUGGAAUCAGUGUUACCCGUGUUUUUCAUAUUUGUUGUUGUGCGCAUAGCCAAUAGGCGCUAUGUCGAGCCAAAGCCUGGCGUUGCAGCCCACUGUAUUUGAGGAGGCUAAGCUUCCCAUGUGUGCACUUGUGCUACUUGUUUGUUUCAUACAGAUGUUAGCUAUCUUGAGAUCCAUUCUUUAUACUAGGGUGACGCUUGUAAGGAGUGGCCUAGUCUGAGCUGUCCCGGACCUUGUAAAAAAAAUACGCCCCGGAGGGCCCCAAGAGCUUCCAAGAG
This is a messenger RNA of Prorocentrum cordatum, 4842 nucleotides long. NCBI's taxonomy places the organism in Eukaryota, Dinophyceae, Prorocentrales, Prorocentraceae. The record is from the annotation of a GenBank genome assembly.